UGAAAAGUUUUGUGAUUUAGUUCAGUUUAUUUUAGUUUGGUCGUUUAUUUUUGUAUUUUGAUACAUUUUUGGGAACCCUGUUUCCAUCCCGCACAGUAGGUGGCGGAAUGCACAUUACAUUGUGCGAUCGCCAAUAUACCAUAGAAGAAGAUAUUCGUCAUAUCCUCCUAUCUUUCGUUGCCGCAUGUUUCCUCUGAUAUUUGUGGAUCAGGUAGAAACAUGAACCAAGAAAAAUUAGCAAAACUUCAAGCGCAGGUCCGGAUAGGAGGAAAGGGCUCUGCACGUAGGAAGAAGAAGGUCGUACACAGGACGGCAACAGCCGACGACAAAAAACUUCAGAGUUCGUUAAAGAAAUUAGCUGUCAACAACAUUGCUGGUAUUGAGGAGGUAAACAUGAUCAAGGAUGAUGGCUCAGUGAUCCACUUCAACAACCCCAAAGUGCAGGCAUCUCUGUCGGCCAACACUUUCGCUAUCACCGGCCAUGCCGAGACCAAGCAGCUCACGGAGAUGCUGCCGGGCAUCCUCAGCCAACUGGGCGCCGACAGCCUCACCAGCCUGCGCAAACUAGCAGAGCAGUUCCCUCGACAAGUGCUUGACAGCAAAACCCCUAAAGCAGAAGAUAUUGAAGAAGAAGACGACGAUGUCCCAGACCUGGUGGAGAAUUUUGACGAAGCAUCAAAGAAUGAGGCAAACUGAUUGAGCUUCCCCUUGAGACCCCAUACAAGGAUUGGAACUGCAAUUAAGAAACUAAGGCGACUUCUCUGAUGUUUUAACUUCUAGCUACGAAGACCUAUCAUUUCAAACACUAUCCCGUCAACCAGAGACUUGUGUAUUUUGAAAUGUCCCAAGGAUGCAGUCCUUAUCAGACUUGCUUGCUCACUUAAACUCCCAACACAUUGGUCAACGGUUCAGUACUUUCCACCACAUUUUUAGUCUCGAACAGGAUUGCGGUGGUCAUUUUAAUUAAAGCUAGUCUUAAUAAUCAUUUUGUUUUUACGAAACAAAAUAAAGGUGAUUAACAUUU
Oncorhynchus gorbuscha (pink salmon) is the source of this 1024-nucleotide messenger RNA. RefSeq names its product transcription factor BTF3 homolog 4-like. The transcript is spliced from 6 exons. The record is from RefSeq and is a predicted model, not a curated record. Lineage: Eukaryota; Metazoa; Chordata; Actinopteri; Salmoniformes; Salmonidae. The coding region runs from base 220 to 696 and encodes 158 amino acids.